Messenger RNA from Myiozetetes cayanensis, 2234 nucleotides. It is a transcript of the gene PPP1R2, whose product is annotated as protein phosphatase 1 regulatory inhibitor subunit 2. The record is from RefSeq and is a predicted model, not a curated record. The transcript is spliced from 6 exons. Gene Ontology annotation, biological process: regulation of signal transduction. The coding region runs from base 48 to 752 and encodes 234 amino acids. Gene Ontology annotation, molecular function: protein phosphatase inhibitor activity. Lineage: Eukaryota; Metazoa; Chordata; Aves; Passeriformes; Tyrannidae.
CGGUGGCGGCGGCUCCGAGCGGGGGGGAGCGGACGGUCGGCGCGGCCAUGGAGGCGCCCUCCGUGCCCUCGGUACCGGCCGCCGCGGGCCGCGGGCCCAUCAAAGGCAUCCUGAAGAAGAGCAGCAGCAAGGCAGCGUCGGCGGGAGCGGGCCUCGGGGCACGGCGGUCCAACCCGGCCUGCGACGAGGACGAACACGGUAAAAAAUCCCAGAAGUGGGAUGAAAUGAACAUUAUAGCUACAUACCACCCUGCAGGCAAAGAUUAUGGCUUGAUGAAAAUAGAUGAACCAAGUACUCCUUAUCACAGCAUGGUAGGAGAAGAUGAUGAGGAUCCAGUGAGUGAUUCAGAAGCAAAUGAGCCCUUAAAAGCAGAUGUGCUGAGUAAAAAACUGGCAGCUGCAGCUGAAGGUAAAGGACCCAAGAUCAUAGCAAGGCAAGAGGAAAGUAGUGAGGAGGAGGAAGAGGAUGAAGAAUUAACACCUGAGGAACGAGAGAAAAAGAAACAGUUUGAAAUGAAGAGGAAAAUGCACUACAAUGAAGGAAGAAACAUCAAACUGGCAAGACAGCUCAUUGCAAAAGAACUAUAUGGUGAGGAAGAGGAUGAUGAUGAGGAUGAAGAGAUGUCCGAUGCUGCAGAUGUGGAAACAAUGAGUACAGAAGCUACUGUACAUGGGGAAAGGAGGGCUCCAAUAGGCAACUGUAUGACCUUUCUUCAUGGCUUGAAGCUGCCAUCUCUCUGCACUCUGCUGUAAAACAGAGGCAACUCCGCUCCCCAGCUGCAUUCACCACUGGAAAGAAGGCAGACCUUUGCAGCAUUUUUCCAUUCCACCUUCCUCAUAACCAGCUUCAGAGCCACAACUGGUAAUUAUCAAUUUUAGACUGCUCACAGUUUAUAAAUUGUCUGCCAGUUUAUCAACCCAUGAACUAACUGAUUCGCCUCCACACCAUAGCAUAUAGAAAUACUUUCCAUUAACCUGAUUUAGUUCUCAAUUCUUCAUUUUUCUAUCAUUCUGCUUAAACCUUGAUGUUUCAUUAUCUCCUAGUCUCUGUAUCAGCUCUCACAGCUUUUGGUCUUUGUCCUUGGAUCAGUUCUUCUGAGGUUCAGUACUGGUCCUUCUUCUGUAGCAGCUGGUGAAUUGAAUAUCCUCAGACAUUCCUAUGUCGAGAUGAUAAAUGUUCAGCAAUAUAGCUGUGUUAAUGUCAGAGUUUUACCUGAAUAACUUUUGAGAUUACAUCUAUUUCUCUCUCAUCUGUAUUUUGAGAGCACAGAAGAAUUUCCUUAUUCAUAAAUGUCAAUUAGGGCUAUGGAACAUUUCUCAAAUAGAUGGUUUUAACACUUGCUACUUGGGUUUUUUGUUCAUCUCUGCUUUUGGUCGUGCUGUGCUUUUGGUCGUGCUGUGCUUUUGGUCAUAUUAAGCACUUGAGUAUUUAAAACAGUAUUUCAAUUUGAUUGUUUCCUUUGUGGAAGUAGAUCAAAACACUAUUAAUAUUCAUGUUCCUGAGAUUCCUUUGUUAGUACUCUAAGAGUAUGGAAAGAUUAUUCACCUGGAUAACUUUCAAGAAGCUCUUUGACUUUGAAUUGUGUUUUAAAGUGCUUUUGUAUAGAGCAGGAAAGGAGGGGUUGAGUGAUGCAGGAGCUGAUUUUUGCAAUGGCUUGUUUUGGCUUCACUGACUAACAGCCCUGACACUUGCUUUUAACUGCAAAGGAAAUGUCUUGGGUUUUCUUGUGUUGUACUGUAGCUACAUUUUGAUAAAUCCUUCCAUUUGACUUGAGUUCUUGGGAAGUUGUGGAAAUCAUGAAUUGAUGUGGCUACCACUCACCGAUUAUGCCUGUCAGUCUAUGUGAGUGGGAACUGGAAUGCAGUGUCUUUUUAUUCCAAUGCAAUAACGUGACUUCUCUAGUACUGAUGAUUAUUGCAGGUAAAGAUGUGACAUAAAAGAUAUUUCCAAGUGAUCUGUUGUGACUUGAGGGCUCCACUGACUCCUGGGUUGUCUUUUAGGCAAUUUGAGAUCCUCUUCUCACUCUGAAGGUUUUUUUAUCUGUGAAAAUCCCUUAAAAGUUCUGUUCUUCUCUGACCUGAUGUUCUUUUUUACCCUCUAAUCCUUUCUGGUUUGUAUUUGAGUAAAACUAACAGUACUCUUCUAAUCUCCGUACUCCCCUUUUGAAGAAGGGGCUAAAGUCUUAAGCAGAUUUUUAAGAAGGCUCCUGUCAGACAUCCCCAGGUUCGCUAAUC